AGACUUCCUAAAAUCAAAUAUAUUCCUCCCCACAAGAUUCUUUCUCUCUCUACAUGAUCGAUUGGACGGUGAUUACUUUUUUAAUGAUUUGCUUUUUUGAAUGAUGAGAUAUUAAAACAACCUCCAUUUCUCCUUCAUCGAUUGUCCUGCCAUAAUUUCUUGUAGGCAUUUGACAAGGGCCUCAAAUUCAAAACGGCAGCAAUCAUGAGUUCCAGAAUGUCUGGACCUAUUGCCGGUUUAGGAAAAACCGACAGUGAAUACUCUGAGGAGAAGAAGUAUAAGCUAUCCUUUAAGCAAAGAGCGAUAAAUGCCUCCAACAAAUUUAGGACUUCUUUUGGCAAGAAAAGCAGGAAAAAUGGGAAAGUCGUGUCUGUUGUUGAGCAUGUACAUGAUGCAGACGAAUUGAAAAUAGUUGAUGCUUUUCGUCAAGCUUUGAUCUUGGAAGAAUUAUUACCCAUAAAACAUGAUGAUUACCACAUGAUGUUAAGAUUUUUGAAGGCAAGGAAAUUUGAUAUUGAAAAGACUAAACAAAUGUGGGCUGAUAUGAUUAAAUGGAGGAAGGAUUAUGGUACAGACACAAUCAUGGAGGAUUUUGAUUUCCAGGAAAAAGAGGAUGUUUUUAAAUACUAUCCUCAAGGACACCACGGGGUUGAUAAGGAAGGAAGACCUAUUUAUAUUGAACAACUUGGUAGAGUCGAUGCUACCAAACUCAUGCAAGUCACAACACUCGAGCGUUAUGUUAAGUACCAUGUAAAAGAGUUUGAAAGGACGUUUAUUGAUAAAUUCCCAGCUUGCUCUAUCGCUGCCAAAAAGCACAUUGAUCAAAGCACCACCAUACUUGAUGUACAAGGAGUGGGACUGAAGAACAUGAACAAAAAUGCUAGGGAACUUAUCCAAUUUCUCCAGAACAUUGAUGGAAACAACUAUCCUGAGACUCUAUGUCGAAUGUACAUUGUCAAUGCGGGGACCGGGUUUAGGAUGUUGUGGAGCACCGUCAAAUCAUUCCUUGAUCCAAAGACUACUGCUAAGAUUCAUGUUUUGGGAAGCAAAUUCCAAAACCAGCUUCUGGAAAUGAUUGAUGCUAGUCAACUUCCAGAGUUCUUGGGCGGAACUUGUAACUGUGCUGAUAAAGGUGGUUGCAUGCGAUCAGACAAGGGCCCAUGGCAAGACCCGGAAAUCAUGAAGAUGGUCCAUAAUGGUCAACACAAAUGUUCAAAGAAUCAAAUCCCAGAAGAGAAGACAAUUUCUGAAGAUUGCCAAUCUGCAAACGCGAAAAGCUCUGCUUCCAACAAAGACCUUGAAUCUACCAAAAAGCAGGAGGACAUCAAGAAACCAAGUCUCAUUUCAUCGCAGGAAAAAGACUUGGUGAAGAAUCACCAACCAAGGGUAGAAAAGUCAAAUGACCACAUACCCAUAGUUGACAAAGCUAUGGAUGAUUCUAUUUAUUAUCCAAUCCAUGAUGCUCGCAAACCUAUCUCUCCUGAUGGAAUAGGAAACCACCUUUUUAGUGGCAUGAUGACAUUGGUGAUGGGAGUUAUGACCAUGGUCCGUAUGACAAACAACAUGCCCAAAAGGCUUACAAAUGCCACACUUUACUCUAUUGGCAUCCACGAUGAUGAUGAUGACAUGGUAAAAAAACAGCCAGGAUCUUACAAGCUGCAGCCACCUGUCGUCUCGGCUGCCGAGUUCCUUUCAGUGAUGAAGCGCGUGGGAGAAUUGGAGGAAAAAGUUAUCAUCCUUAACAACCAACCAAACCAAAUGCCCCCUGAGAAAGAGGAAAUCCUUAAUAAGGCUUUGUCACGCGUUGAAGCUUUGGAAAUUGAACUUGUUGCUACCCGAAAGUCUUUGGAGGAAUCACUUUGUCAACAACGAGAGGUUAUGGCGUACCUUGAGAAGAAGAAAAAAAAGAAGAGGUUUUUCCGGUUCUGAAGUAUGAGUAUUGUGAUGUGAAACGAUCAUAGGAAGGGAAGGAAUGUGAGAACCCUGUGCUGUUGUUGAUUUUGAGCCCAUGUUUAUCUAUGAAGGUUUGUUUUGUUGCGAUUUGGAAGGUUGUGUAUAAGUAUUUAUUUAUUGACAUUGUUUGGAAUUCUUUAUACAUUGUUUGUAUCUACGGGAUAAAGUUUGAGAGUGGGAGGCCAAAUGAUGGUGCUUCUCGUCUUAAGCUUUAGGUGUGUUUCGUCUUAUGAACCUAUGAAAUAUUACAUGAAUCUUGAUAUGUCUUGUAUUA
Lactuca sativa (garden lettuce) is the source of this 2227-nucleotide messenger RNA. NCBI's taxonomy places the organism in Eukaryota, Viridiplantae, Streptophyta, Magnoliopsida, Asterales, Asteraceae. The record is from RefSeq and is a predicted model, not a curated record.